GUUUCCCUGGUAGUGGAAACAUACGGUAUGUAAAUACAAUCUGAGGGCCACACCUCUUCCCAAGUCACAAAGGUGUAAAGGAAACAGAGUCAGGAACAGAUGAAGCAGAUGCUGUUUGGAUCUCUAGUGGUUUAGGAGGGAUAUUAAAAGGCAGAUAAAGUUUGAGGAAGUUGCUGCUUGAAAGUUCAGCAGUCUUCUUUUGGGAUGGAAAGCGAUGAGGACACAAAUAGGGGUCUGUUAACUUCAGCUCACACCCCCUCCUUCUCCUCCUGUCUUGUUUACCUGCUUGGAGUGUUUCAAAGGAGUGCUCUGUUCGUUUAUGAGGAAGGGGGCAGGGAGAGUGUCGAAGAGAGGGCAACUGACACCCCACCUCCUCUCAGGAGUCAGCAAACGGGGGAAAAAAAGGAAUAAAGAGCUGAGCACGACACUCAUCAAUCAUAAAACUUUUUAUUUUGUCUUAGUCUCUGUGUUUUCUGCAUUCUAACAUGGCUUUCAGACUGUUUUUAGCUCUCUCUGUGAUGCUUUUCCUGACAGCCUGUGAAGCUGGAAAGCAGAUGCCCAAACUAUCAAAUAAGAAACUCUGCGCUGACUCUGAAUGCAGUUAUCCGAUCCUCAUAGCCCGGGCGCUUCAAGACUACUACCCUGGAGACUGCAGGUUCAUCCCCAUCCGACAGGGGCAGCUCGUCUAUGUUUAUGCAAUGCUGAAAGACAGAGGGAAUCUCUUCUGGGCUGGCAGUGUACAAAAUACAUAUUAUGGAGAACAGGAGGCUCGCAUUGGUCACUUCCCUAGCAGCGUUGUGGAGGAAACACAUGCUCUCAUGCCAGCAACCACUGAAGUCAAAACUACCAACUGGGACUUCUACUGCAACUGAUGUUGAAUGGACACACAGAGAAAACAACAACAGGGAGCAGCUUUCCUUAACACACAAUUAUGGUCUAAUCCAUGUUAGCUCAUCUCUGAAUAAGUCUUUAAAAAUCAUGAAAUGAUUUAUGGGUGUCAGAAAUUGCAUUCUGAUAACCUUGUCAAAUAGAUGCUUUGAUUACUGAUUAUUGAUUUCAAAGUCGAGUUGUUUUCCUCUUCCUGUUAUAUAUCAAACUUGGGCUCGUCUUUCAUGUUUUUUUGUGUUCUUGUUAUUUGGGAUUUAAGUGAGAUUUACUUUACACAACAUGACUUAACAGAAUUUAAUCAUAUUUUCUGUCAAAAUUAAAUAAAGAAAAUAUAUUGCAAUUAUCUUAUCUGUAUUUAAACAUGUAAUCAUCUUUAUCUUAAAUUAUUCAGAAGAUAGUUUUCCUACCUAUAUC
This is a messenger RNA of Gambusia affinis (western mosquitofish), 1302 nucleotides long. RefSeq names its product MIA SH3 domain containing (gene mia). Gene Ontology annotation, molecular function: protein binding. The transcript has 4 exons. The record is from RefSeq and is a predicted model, not a curated record. NCBI's taxonomy places the organism in Eukaryota, Metazoa, Chordata, Actinopteri, Cyprinodontiformes, Poeciliidae. Bases 486 to 872 code for a protein of 128 amino acids. Gene Ontology annotation, biological process: extracellular matrix organization.